AGUUCACAUGAAAGAAAAACAAAGAGAAGAGAUAGCAUGCGGCUCAUCAUCCAUUCCUGUCUCCACAGAAUUAAAACGGCCACUUGAGUUGACUCUCAUUGAUUUGAUUUGGUGAUACAUAUCCUUAUUCGGAAUUAAUUCAUGGACCGCAGGGAUGUGCUGAAGGAUGAUGAGGCCGCAGAGACCAUGUCUGAAGCUGAGAGUCUAGACUCUUCUACUACAAGUCCACCCAAGAAAGAGAAAAUACUGACAGGGAGAGGGGUCACACUGAGUAUGCUCAUGAGUGAUGGGGUAGUUGAGGCUGGCAAAGAUUGUCUCUCCAUUGAAUACCUUGGGAGUAAGUUUACUGCGGACCUGAUGACUGAUGGUAGAAUAUUCUGGAGCAAAGAAAAACAGAUCUUUAACUCGCCAAGUGCUUGGGCAAUUCACAUCAAAUCUAUCCUCAAUCCUGGCAAGAGAUCUGGAUGUGGUUGGGCUUCGGUUAAAUACAAUGGCAAGAAACUUGAUGUUGUCAAGUCACAAUGGUUUAGAAACAUGAAGAUUCCUUACUUGGAUGAUGACAAUGGAUCCAAUGACAACUCGAGCUUGCUGGAAAAUGGUAACCAAUCUCCUGGUCGGCCAGGUGAUAGUGACGUCGAUGAGGAGGUUUCAGAAGACAACAAACCCUGUCCACCGAUGUCAAAGGUCACCAAAAAUCGUAAGAGGAAACUUGGGGAUGAAAAUGAUAAUCAUAGAAUAGAUCUUCAGAGGAUGAAACUUGGCAGCAGCCCUCCUAAUACCAAAGCCAUUCCAUAUUCAUCAUUAGGAAAGAAAAGUGCAAAUAAAGAUCCACAUAAAUUGGUCAGAUGUCUGUCUUUCAAAGAAAUGGGCAAGCUCCAGCCUUUUACAGUCUCCAUCACUACAAACUGUCUUCUUAUUGUUGACUUCCAUUGUCAUCUCACCACUAGUGAGGUCAUAGGUUAUUUAGCUGGAAAGUGGGAUCCAGAAACACAGCAUAUGACCAUUCUGCAGGCUUUCCCUUGCCGUUGUCGACUGGGUGAGAAGCAGAAUGGUGCUAGCGUUGAGAUGGAGAUCCGUCAGUCGAUGAACAGUAGAGGGCUCCAGCUCGUUGGUUGGUAUCACAGUCAUCCAUGUAGCCCCGCCCACCCGUCACUAAGUGAUAUAGAAUGUCAGAUGAACUAUCAACUCAAAUUGAAAGGAGAUGGGAUGUCGUAUCAACCUUGCCUGGCUUUUAUCUGUGCUCCAUAUAACACACACAAGGCCAUUAAAGACUCACAGUUGAAAGCUGUAUGGGUUAUGCCACCCGAAGAGGAGAAAGCCAGUCUGUACGGUAUGCCGAUGGACAUGACUUUCACAAGACAACAGGAUAUAUUCCUCACUCAAGAAGUAUUAGCUGAGAUGAAAUACCUAGUGGAAUAUUAUAAGGACAGUUCUGAUAUGGUGCUUUUGAAUGAAACAUGGUUUGAGACAGACACCUUUCUGGACAAAAUGAAGGGAUCACUCUCCAAGAAGUUUCCCAAGGACAGAUCAGACAAGAGGUUGCUGGAUUUCAUUGACAGCAUUCUCACAUAGCAAAUCUGGACAGGAUACAAUACAAUCUUUCUCUACACAGUCCAAGUCAGUAUAGUGUAUGAAUCAUAAGAGUACUAUUUUUGAUGAAAUGUAUAUUUCAGGUUUGUCAAAGGAAUAUUUGAGAAAAGGGUUGAUAAAGCAAAAGCCAAGGCAUGUUUGGGUCUGGGGGUUCAUAUGUAAGCUUUAAUCCCAUCCUCGAUGUUAUGUCAAGUGUAGAGCUAUCAGACUGAGUUCAUCUGUAGAAGAAUUUGUCAAGUCCUAUCUGCAUGUGAUGUGUAAGACCUUUGACUACUCUCAUGAUUGUAUGUUUCAAGACAAUUGAUAUACCAUCAGAAACAUGCUUGAAUUUUAUUUUCUAUCUCAGCUAUUAAUAAAACAAUAUAAAAUCUGCACUAAAAUAGGGAAUAGGAAUGUUUCAAGAAACAGGCAUUUCCAUAUUUUUUUGUGUGUGGUAUAAUGAGUGCACAAAUAUAAAUCCAUACAAAACAUGCAGCUGAUUUUGCAUGUGAAUAUGUCGUUCUGAUUGAGGAUGAUUACUAAGAGUUUAUUGCAUUGCAAUGAUGUGUAAGGUAGCUGGGUAAGAUAAAUUAAUUACAUGAAAGUUGCUUGGUCUUGAUGAAAGGCAGUGCGGUAGUGUGACUCCUGCAGAGAAGACUGCUUUGGUAGUGGAUCAGCACAUAAAAAUCUAUAAAUUGCUCAACUGCUCUGUUCACGCAUUGAAAUCAUUCCACAUUUGAAACAGACCCACUUAUUUUACAACUGCACCAGGUUUGCCCUCUCCCAAUAUCUUGGUUCCCAACUCCAUGGAUUGACUCAUUGUAUUCAUUAAUUUCAAUGAUAUAAAAAUGGACAAAUCAGGUUGUAUCUUUGUGUUAUGUCCUAAUUAUUAAUUGUCUCCAUAGCUAGACACAUAUUACAGUACAGAAUACUAAUGAAAUGGUGCAAGAUACAUGUAUGAUGAGAGUAGCAGAUUUUAUAAUUUGUAUUGAAAUGAGACUUUGAGAAAAGUCAGAAAGAGAUAUUUGUCUGAAAUACCUAAUGAAGCAGAAAUUAAGAGUAACUUAUGAAGGAUGUAUCAUGGUAGUAAUAUGUAUAUGGUGUAAGAUAUUAUGUAAAUAUGGAGUAUAUUGAAACCAUUCAUCUAUUCUAAUAGUUGUGAAGUGUGUGUCUUUUAGAAAUUGUACUAAUUUUUUGAUGUUUCAUAUCUAAUUGUUGAUUCCAUUCCAAGUUGCCUUUGUAACAAAAGAAUAAAUCUAUUUAUCUUCCUAGAUGCGAUAUUUUCACCACCAUUUCAAGCACUAAGUGCAACAUUUUUAGAGAUCAAAGAUUCAUCUGUAUACAUGUGGGCGCGUCGUGGUCUAGUGGUUCUGACUCUCGCCUUUCAAACAGGGUCGUGGGUUCGAAUCCUGGCCGUGGCGUGUUUUCCUUCAGCAAGAAAUUUAUCCACACUGUGCUGCACUCAACCCAGGUGAGGUAAAUGGGUACCGGCAGGAAAUAAUUCCUCAAAAAGCUGUGUGCACCUGAAUCGGUAGCCUAGCUUAGCCGGGUAAUAAUAAUAGCAGGGCCCGCUGGGAGAACAGUUUUUGGAACUGAAGUGGCUACCCUGGGUAAAUAUACCGUUAUUAUUAUCAUUAUUAUUAUUAUAAUACAUGCAUUGAUUUAAUAUUUAAUUGAGACAUCAAACCAUUUUGCAUGUACGUGUAAUUGUAAAAUCACUGUUUAUCUAGAUGCUCAGGCUACCUGUUGAGGCAAUAUUUCUAACAGUUCUAUUUCAGUAGUAAUACAGUUCACCUGGUUGCUUGAUAUGCAGGAGAGUCUGCCAAAUUCAAUUCUCUUGGAACCACAGCAGUCUGUUUGACUUAGACAAGUGAAAUUUGACUUAGAAGUGGUAAAUAACGUAUGGCACAUUCUGGUCUGAAGAAUUUAUUCCACUCGGGUGAUUACUUGACCUUAUGAAGGUUGACUUGCUGACUCUAUAUUAUUGACAGGCAUAUGAAAUAUGAUAUAUUGUUGAAGAACAUGAGGGUUUUGCAAUGUGUCAGACCACAAAACCACUUCAAACUGCAAAAGUCCUUUUGAAAAAUACAUCAUACAACUCGGAUAUCAUCCCCAUUAUCCUACUUACCAAAGCCUAGGGGAAAGGGUCUUGAAACUUUUUUGGCAUUUUCUAGAGAAAAAAAUAUUACUGAAUAUGAAUAUGGUUUGAUAAUUAUUUACUGGGGAUUUAUUGCCUUAUUUUGGUAUAACAGAAUGGGAUGAUCAAUAGCCCAAUUAUACAGCCCUAGUUGCUUACAAUAAAGUCAAGUAGCAAUUGUAGCUAUGAUUACUCUGCCUUUGUUCAGAUACACCUUACUUCUGUGAAGUACAUGUAAAUUCUAUCUGGAUCCCAACUUACAAAGAGAUGUUAUUGAUCCAAUCAAUUUUGACUGGAAAGUCUGAGAGAUCAUUGUAUUGAAUGAUCAUGUCUAUUCAAGGUUUUCUUCUUUUUUAAACUAAUACAUGUUCUUUUUUUUUUACCAAUUAACCUGUUCAUUUUUGUUCAUAAUGGGAUGGUGUGAUUGUGUGAACACAUUAUGACACAAAUUGUUUUCUAUAGUUGAGAUUGAUUGAGUAGAUCCUUUCCAAUUAACCUUUUGUUUGAAGUCUUCAGUUUCACAUAGAGUUAAGUGUGACUCAAUUGCAUUUGAAUUUCUAAAUGUGUGCAGUUUCAUUGAGCUACAUAAUUAAGCUUUUAGUCAAAAAUCAUCCAUCCAUUAAUCCAUCAUAUAUAAUGAAUGGUACCUGAUCUGGCUAUUUUGUAUUUUGUACUUUUGCAGAAAGCAAUCAUUCUCAGGCCUUUAUAUGCAUCAGAUUAUUAGAACUGAAUAAAUUUGUAGGUAAUGAUCAGUUUCUGUAAUUCAUCUCAUUGUGCAUUUGACUGUAUUCAUUUGCAAUAUCAUAUUGUCAGUACAUUUUUUUCUGUAAUUCACAUAAUUGCGCAUUUGACUAUUUAUUUUCAAUAUCAUAUCAAAGUACAAAAUUAAUAUUUUUCAACCUAACGCAGCAUACCAAUAAGAAGUGUCCUAUUUGAUUGUUUAAUGUGAAAUGGGAAUAUUAGAAGGGAAACAGUUAUGAGUGUGAUCAAAAGUGGCUUUUCAUUUUGGUGUGCUAACUCAAAUAUGGCUCGACAAAAGAGAUUCCAUCUGCUGUAAGACCUUGAGGAAAUUGAGCCGAGUGCUGUGAACCAGAAUCAGAACUAAUAAUGCCAUACAAUUGGGGAAUGUCAUAAAACUGAAUGUUUUAUGUAGUUUACGUUGUACAAUACUCUCAUACAAUAUACAGUACUUCAUGAAUGUAAUGAUAGCUGGACUUAUACCUAGGGUACUUUUUGCCAGAUGAUACCAAGCACAACUAUUAUUACCCCAUAUGUAGCUCUAUCUAUCCCCUUGUCUGUAUGAUCUGCACCCAUUAACAUACAUUUUGUACACAGUUUGCCAUAGAUGUACAACUAUGCUUACUAGUAUUGUACAGUUAAUUGUAGAUUUUAUGUUAAUAUUACAGGGCCUUGAUUACUUGGUGUCUUAACGUUGAGUUUCAAACUUUCUGAUCAAUUCAUUCUACCUUGAAUCUUUAGUGUGUGAUUUAUCCAAACAUUCAUUUGUUUUCUGACUAUGUAUUCAUCAAACUUGAUUGCCAUUCAAAUGUCAGUUUACCUAAAUGCUUUUUUUCAGUGCAUAGGGAUCAAGUUUUUUUUUAUUGAAAAAAGAAUUGUAUCAAAAAUAAACAAAUGAAAAUAAAUUUAACAACCUAGUAUGCAUUGCAUGUUGAGAAAGCUUUCUCGAUAUAAAGAGCAAGCUAUGAUUCAAUAUGUAGGAAAAAUGCCAUGUGAGUGAGUGGGUCAUAAAUAUAUGGCAUGAUGGGUAGAUAUCAUAGAAGGGGGUAACCAUACCUGGUGUAAUUUUCCUUAUGAGGAUUACUUUCUUGGGGUAAUUUGGAGUCCCAAGUUUCCUAAAAUGUAAAUUCUUUUUUUUUUUUCAAUGUUCUUUCUUACCCUCAAAGUUUGUGGCCUUCGGUGAUAUGUACGAAAAAUUUAUAUAGUAAAGCAAUGGUAAUCAGUGAAAAUCUAAAAAAAGUUGUUUCCAUCAUAUAUAAGCUAUCGUCCUUGCAGUUGUUGUCCUUGAGGGAUUACUGUGAUUUUCGUUUUGAUCAUUUGAAGGGGGACGUUGUAAUUGUUUAGGACAGUUUUCUUAUUUUUCCAAUGGGUGAUUUUGUCAUUUGGUAAAUUUUCCUUACAUUUACAUUACCUCACACCCACUCUCAUUGUCUGAACAAGUACUAGUAAACUAUGUAAUUCUGGUUCAUACUUUAAUUUUCACAAGGAACCGGGCUACUUUGAAGCUUUUCAGCCAUGAUUUAAUGUGUAUUCAUGAUUGUGAACAGUAUUUACCUUCCAUAUUCAAGAACCGAUGUCAUAACCCAAGUAGAAAUGAUUGUAUGAUUACUAGCAAAUUUCAUAUUCUACACCAGCAUGUUUAAAAGUAAUAUCACACUGUUUCUUUUUAUUCAUGAAAGUAUAUUUCUCCCGAUCAUGGUUAUGCCAAAGAUUUUCUGUUAAAGUUCCAUGUCGGAAGAAUAAAGAUAAAUGAAUUUGUCGUGAGUAAUGAAGAUAUCAUUACAACUAUGAAACAAGGUUAAGUCUGUAAACAUCUAAUAGUAAUAUGCUUUCAAUUUGUGAAAAGUGAUGUGUCUUGUUGACUAAAAAUAUAUUUUUCUUUCUGUCAUUCCGUUUUCUUAUGGAUUGAUCUCUUUUUUUUUCAGAGUGAUUUUGUAAACUUCUCAAGUUGUGUAAUUUGUAUAUUUUGUAUGAAUAUUAAUGCAUUCCAUUGAAAUUACUGUCAAACAGUACUAAAUUUUGAAUUUUGUGUGUUUCUAUGCAAAGGAUGUUUAAAAAAUAAAGAUGUCAAACUUCUA
Molecule: messenger RNA, 6522 nt
Organism: Lytechinus pictus (painted urchin)
Lineage: Eukaryota; Metazoa; Echinodermata; Echinoidea; Temnopleuroida; Toxopneustidae
Product: MPN domain-containing protein-like
Exons: 13
Coding region: 142-1572 (476 amino acids)
Molecular function (GO): metallopeptidase activity; protein binding
Source: RefSeq, a predicted model, not a curated record